This is a messenger RNA of Paramecium octaurelia, 937 nucleotides long. The record is from the annotation of a GenBank genome assembly. NCBI's taxonomy places the organism in Eukaryota, Ciliophora, Oligohymenophorea, Peniculida, Parameciidae.
UAAGAUGUUGCCAAAAUUACAUUAAAGUUCCUCUGUCUAGGCAGUGAGAACAUCUGAAGAUUUCAGUUUAAAUGAAGUCAAAAGAAGAUAAAAAUAAUUAGAGUUAGAAUCUUAGACCGUUGAGAAUAGAAUCAAAUAAUUAAAGAAAGAAAAUGAGAAACUGUCAAAAAAAGUAGAGAUGGCAGAACAAUUGGCUCUUGAUGUGUAUGCUUCACGACUUGCAUAGAAGAUGAAAGUAAUUAUUUCAGGUGUAAUAAAUAAAAUAGAAAGAACAGAAAUAGCAUCAACUAUCUCUGACUGAUCCAACUAAAUAUUAGUAAACCCAAUAUGAGAGAAUGCAUCUCAAAAAGAUGAAGUAGGAUGUAAAGGAGAUGAAACAUUAAGAUGCUUAAUUGAUGAAAAAUUCCAUUAAAUUCGAAUUGAUGAGAACAAAUGACGAGCAAAUUAAAAUUGCCUAAAACUUGAGGUUGAGAGCCACAUUGAAGAAGGAAGAGGAAAAACUGUCAUAAGCUGUUAUUCAAGAAAAGUUAUAUGAGAAAUAGCAGAAGGUGAGAUUGGAGUAGGAGAGGGAGAGAUAAAAGAUAAUUAUGGAAAAUGAAAAACAUGAAUACUCAAUAAAGCAAUUAGAAGCGUAGGAGUUGAAGUUAGUUGAAAAACUACAAGCAACAUAAUAAAGAGAGUUGGCUGUUAAGGAGAAGUUGAUGGCAGCUACGAGAUUGGCUCCUGAAGAUUUUGAUAGAACGUAUUUAGGGGGACAAUCUAUUAUUUGUGAUCCAGAAAAACAGGUAAAAAAUGCAUAUUAAGUAAAUAAGGAAUAAAAAUAAGAAGAGCAAAAAGAAUAGUAGGAAUAAUAGGAGGGCGGUUAAUAAGGAGAAGGAGGAUAGUCAGGAGAAGGAGGUUAAGGGACAUAAACUGAAUGAAUUGAUUUAUAACGAAG